CGGGCCAUCGUCUCGUUCACUACACGGGCAUGUGGCUUUUUUGAGUUGUUCAGUUAACCAGUGGUUUUAUUUUGGUACGGUCGAGCUCCUGUCUUUCUGGGAAGAGACAUCGGGCCUCUGGCAGAUUCGCCUGACCAGUUAAUGCUCGCUGCCCUUGCCCUUGCCAGUUAACGGCCCUCUAUGCAUCCGAGACUCGGCCCCAGUCCCCAUGUACAGCCUAGCCUUUAAGACACGCAACAGCCCUUCUCAGAAGACGUCCCUGCGAUGGGGGGACUGCUGUAAGCCCAACCGCUGAUGCAACACCUUGUUACCGUUCGCUACCUACUGUUGUUACUCAAAGACUAUUUUGAAAAUUUGUUAUAAAUAAUGAAUUCUAUAUUUUUCUGGGGAGAAAAGAAGACUUUAUACCAAAUAUAAUAUAUUUUAGUGAGAGUGUAUUUCGGUUAUAAAUUGAGAUAUUUAUUUUUAUGUGAGAACUGAAACUGAUACAUAUCAUUCACAUAAGUGAAGAAGACUUCACCCAUCGUAACCCAACACUAAACCAAAAUCAAGAUGAUCAACGUAUCAGGAGUGAUCUCAAUUGUGCUGUUCUACCUGCUGAUCUUGGGUGUCGGUAUCUGGGCAGCGCGCAAGAAACAGGCGGGCAAUGAUUCGGAGGAAGAGGUCAUGUUGGCUGGUCGCAGCAUCGGACUCUUCGUCGGCAUCUUCACCAUGACAGCGACCUGGGUGGGAGGAGGGUACAUCAAUGGAACAGCUGAAGCUAUCUACACUCAGGGUCUAGUGUGGUGCCAGGCUCCCUUCGGCUAUGCCCUUAGUCUCGUCUUUGGUGGAAUAUUCUUCGCCAAUGAGAUGCGGCGGCAGGGCUAUGUGACGAUGCUGGACCCUCUCCAGGAUACCUUCGGUUCCAGGAUGGGAGGGUUGCUCUUCCUACCGGCUCUAUGCGGGGAGGUGUUCUGGGCAGCGGGCAUCCUGGCAGCUCUUGGGGCUACUUUAAGUGUGAUUAUUGACAUGGAUCAUCGCACAUCUGUCAUCUUCAGCUCGUGCAUUGCCGUGUUCUACACGUUGUUCGGUGGUCUCUACAGUGUCGCCUACACCGACGUCAUCCAGCUCUUCUGUAUCUUCAUCGGUCUGUGGAUGUGUGUGCCAUUCGCUUGGAUGAACGAGCACGUGCAGCCGCUCUCUGUGAAGGAAGACUGGAUCGGCAGCGUGGACCCUGACAUGUACGGCUACUACGUAGAUUACGGAUUGCUGCUUGUCUUCGGGGGAAUCCCCUGGCAGGUGUACUUCCAGAGAGUUCUGUCAUCAAAGUCUGCAGGACGCGCUCAGAUCCUGUCCUACGUGGCUGCGUUCGGCUGUAUCAUCAUGGCCAUCCCUCCCGUCCUCAUUGGAGCUAUAGCCAGGAACACAGCAUGGAACGAGACGGCCUACAAAGGACCCUAUCCCUUGACUACCGAGGAGACCAGCAUGAUACUACCCAUGGUGCUACAGUACCUGACCCCGGACUUUGUGUCGUUCUUCGGUCUUGGAGCAGUGUCCGCCGCCGUCAUGUCGUCCGCAGACUCCAGCGUGCUCUCCGCCAGCUCCAUGUUCGCCAGGAACGUUUACAAACUCAUAUUCCGUCAACGGGCCUCAGAGAUGGAGAUUAUCUGGGUGAUGAGAGUUUCGAUCUUCGUGGUCGGAAUCCUGUCAACCAUCAUGGCCCUCACUAUUCCCUCGAUAUACGGCCUCUGGUCCAUGUGUUCCGACCUUGUAUACUGCAUACUCUUCCCUCAGCUGUUGAUGGUGGUGCACUUCAAACACCAUUGCAACACGUACGGGUCUCUGGCGGCAUACAUAGUAGCGUUCGUAGUGCGGAUGUCGGGCGGGGAGCCGUUGUUAGGCUUAGCCCCCACCAUCUACUAUCCGGGCUGGGACGGCGAGAGACAACUGUUCCCCUUCCGUACCAUGGCCAUGCUCGCCUCCCUCAUAACGCUGGUCGGCGUGUCUGCAGGCACCAAGCACGUCUUCGAGACGGGGAUGCUGGCACCUGGCUACGAUUGGUUCCGCUGCGUGGUGAAUAUCCCGGAGGAUGUGGUGCACGUCGGAGAGCCGGCCGAGGGGGAACAGAUGUCGGUGAUGACGAGUGGCGCGGGCGGGCGAGGCUACGGAGCCGCCACCAUGGUAGGCAAGGACGAGAUGAACGGCAGAGUGAAUCCCGCCUUGGAGACGGACGACGACGACCCGGCACUGGACCUCGCGGAGCUCAAGCGACGAGGCACAGGAGGUGGCGGCGGUGGCAACAUGGUUCCCGGCCAGACCACUCUGUAGACUGUACACACUGCUCACUAUACAGGUGAAAAUGUUUGUGAGGUCGCGGACUGAGCAGAAGCAGCAGAAGUGUCAUCCCAAUAGCAGAACAACCGGAGUGGCAGAGAGGAAGGGAAACAAUUGUAUAACGCUCUCUAUGACUCCAGAAUCUCAUGGUCCACAGGGGCUGUACGCUGCUACUGUGCUGUCAUGGCAGUAACUAUAAUCGCUCCUUGUAAUUGUGCGCUGUACAAACAAAUACACUUGAUUCUAAAAUCAGCAGUACUCAAGUAUCUAGAAAUGCUUGCUUUCUAAAAAGAGACUGAAAAUAUCAAUUAUGAAGUUGUUUACUGAGGUGAUACAGGAAAAAAAGCCGAUUAACCUUUCCUCCAAGAGGACAUAUCCAUAUUUAUAUGAUCAAUCAAAACGUAGCUUCAACUGAUAGGAGGUAAUGCUGCAUGGUAGUGUAUGAUUCAAAUGAUUUUAUUCAAGCUUCUUGACAUAAAAACAACAGGCUACACCAAAUAUACAUAAUUCAGAUAAAAUUUAGCUCACUCCAACUACUGCGCAUACUCACACAACUGACCGCUCCAUGACAAAUACUUUCACCUGUACACGAUGACCACUUCUGUCCUGGACGACCACAAUUCAGCCACAUCAACCCAUCUUUUGUUAUUGCAUUCUCAAACAUAUGCUCAUAUUUGACUCGACUGAAGAAAGAUUCGACCCCGCUGUUGUAUAAUGGGAACCAACACUCUGAAGCGCACAAGGUGUGAACAAUAACCUUCCAUCAAUCCAAAAUUUGUAUCUACACUCAUUCAUCUCAUAUAUAUGACAAAACGAUUUUCCAUCUUUGAAAAUCACUUUUUUGGAUUACGAAGAAGCCCUAGAAAACAACAACACAACAAUUGCUUAUGUUACAGCAACAAUGUUAGUUCUUUUAGAAGUAAAAACAAUUAAAUGACUAUUUUAGGUAACAAAAGUCCAAUAGAAGAACUUGUGAUGCUAUGACAAAUUACUAUUUUAGCUUAGAUAAAUCACUAUUUGAAAAAUCUGUGAUGAAAGAUACAUAUCACAAUAGAUUAUAUUUGAUAAAGCUGAUACAGUUGAAUGUGUUUACUCUUGAUAUAUAUUUACCUAUCCUCAACCUAGCUGGUAGACAGAUGUGGUCUGAUUGACAACAACAAAAGUAUAUAUUAAUUGAUGUACCUUGGAUUAUUAGGUUUAAUUAGGUAAGAUUAGUUACUGUUUGUUAGUUCUAAUUUUGUAUAGUUGUAUAUCCCUAAAUGUAAAAAUAACUGUGUAUUAUAAUGCAAGUUACCUACCUGCUUUUCAUAGUUUGUUAGCCAUUGUAUAAUACAUUUGUGAUCAGGAUGGCACUGUUAAAUGUGUAUGGUGAAAUAACUAAGUUUGGAAUAACAAAAUAAUUAAACUAUUCAACAUCAACGAUGUUUUAGUAUAAAAUGUACGUUCUUAGAAGGGCAGCUCAUAAUAAUGUAAAAGAAUAGGCACAACGGCAUCGAAGAAAUGGUUACAUUUUUUUUGCGUACCUUUAUAAAUGUUAAUAAUACCAAGGUAUCUAAUUAUAGUGAUCUCAUUUGGAGUUAAAGCCACCGAAGGCAAAUCUGUGUUUAAUUUCGUUAUAAUAUAAAAGAUACAUUACAUCAGACAAUAUUAUUUUUUCAUUUUUAUUUUUUUCAACUUCUCUACAUAGGUGCAUCAUUUCAUUUCUCAUCAAAGUUAUAUAUACUAAAUCUAUUGUUUGAUUUAAAAUGCCCUUAUAUUUCAGUUUUUGACUAAGUCGAUUUUGUAUGUAGUGCUCUUAGCUAAGCAAUAAAGUAACUGAACUUGGUGUCACUGGUUAUUAUUAUAUCAUACAAGGUGGUGGCCUAAGUGACCAAGUGUGAAAAACAUAUUUGGUCAAAAUCAUACCUGUCUUUAAAAAGUCACUAAUUAUGGAAAACUAUGCUGACAGUGAAAAAAUACAAGCUAUAAAUGCACAAAAGUGUCAACUUAUUCAUAAUAACUUCCUAUUAAGAUUUAUCUGAUUUUACAAAUAAUGACAACAUAAUCAUUGUUAUCACCUUCAGAAAUAGAGUAAGCCUCUGUAACUGUACUGAAACUUUAAAAUAGGACUCUGUUUAAUCAGAGGGUUCAGUUAUCCCUAUAUAAGUUGCAGAUGAUGAAUUUAAAACAUGUGCGCCACCCUGUGCUAUCAACAAACAAAUUAAGGUAGUAUAAUCGAUUUUUGAUUGGAAAAAUAUGUUUUCUUUUAAAUUUUAGAUUAAUACGCCCUUUUAUAUAACUUGUCAGUAUACAAAAAAAAAUUAGCGUUUUUGAUCACACCAUUUUGUUAUUUUUUUUUAUUACAAAUAUUUAAUAAUGACCCUUUUCUUUCUCUUUUUUCUUUUUUUUCUUUCUUAUUUUAUGAACUAAUUAUGUCAUCACUUGAUGAAGAGGAUAGAUUUCAAUCCUCAAAACGUGUUAUUCGUUUUAAAACAUAUAGCAUUGGCAAAUGUCCCAAACCUCGUUAUCCAUUCAAAUCUCCCAUCAUCAUUGACAAAUUUUAAACUAUGGCACUUAUAGUGUGAAACUUAGGUAAUUUUGUUAUCAGGCUCAAAAUUAAAAUGGCUAAAAAUAAAACUGUAAAAUGAGUAUUCAAAGUAGUAAUAAUUUCAGAAAUUGAUAUGUUUUAUGACUUUUAACAAAAAUAAUAUACUUUAAAUUUAAUUUAAUUUAAUAAUAUGAUUAAAUAAGAUAAAAUAUUUUUAUAUUAUCAAGCAUUGUUAUUAUUUCUAUUUUUACUAUAUAGCAUAUUCUGUUUCAAAUUCCUGCCACUCUUCGUGGAAUACUCUAAAGAGUUUUUCUAAUUUUUCUGUAACAAAAGUAGUAUAUAAAAGGUCUGUAACCAGAUGUUUUUUUAAAAAAAUAUUCCAACCAAAAACCAACUGCACCACCUUAAAUUUACCUUGAUUUGUUCUACCAUCUGGUUAACAAAAACUUAGUUAAGAGAGUUCUACUGUAAAAACAGUUCCACAACAUUAUUUUUGUUUAUAUUGCAACAAUCUUGAAUAUCAUGUGUUAGAUACUAAGUGUAUUCUUGAAAUCUUAGAGUUUAUCAUCACAUUAACUGAAUAAACUUUAAUGUGAAUGUAAAACUUUAUUUUUACUUUUAUAUAAAAAAAUAUAUAACUAAACAGUUUGAUGAUCUAAUUACCUAUUUAAGUUUAAAACACUCCAAAUAUAUUGUUCAUAAUUAUUACUAUUUUCAUCAUUUUUUCCGUAAAAUAUAGAUGUAGUUUGUUUUUGAACAGAGCAUAUUAUAAAAAUUUUAAAAAUUCAGUAUUCAAUGUAUUUUUGAGUGUCUUUGACGUUCUAUUUGUGACCAAUGAUGUUUUCUGGUAUUGGAGUGCUGACAGUACCUACAGUACACAAUAGGUACCAGACUGUUGACUGCCGACCCUUUAAUGUACGUAUUGUAUAGUAACGCUUACCUGUGCUAUUGCUAGUUGUAAUUAAUGUAAAUUCGUUAGAUUUUAGGUUGUACAGAAACAAAUACAUAUCAUUAUGUGCUCUAACUAAAUUUAUAAGAUUGGUAACCGUUCAUCUAUCUGUAUUUACAAAGUUCUCUGAAUGCCUUACACUCAUUGGUUACAUUAUUUCAACCAAUUUGAUUGGCUAAGAUGGCACCAAUCGAACUCAAUACGGUACCGUUAUCUUGAUCCCUAUUGGUCAAUCUGUAAAGCAUCUGUAUUGUUAAGCAACCUAUACAUAUCAUACAUUGGCCUAACUGAGUUCUAGGUGUUGUUGACUUGUUAUUGCUGGUGUAAAUGUGUUGCUUCCAACCAUAUAUUAUAUAUUAUCAUGUAAUCAGUAUUAAACGAUGUAUUUCAAUUUAUCAUUGAUAUAUUUUAUUUCUACGAGUACUCGCUGUAUCACCAACUCAAUAUGCCUAAGUGUUGUUUAUUUAUUCCUUGUUGGGAAAGAGUGAUUUUUAACUUGUCAAUAUGCAGAGUAUAUUUUAUUUUUUAUCUUUAUUUCUAGGUGUAAUUUAUUUUAUAUAUGUAAUUUUCAAUACAACUUAUUUUCCAUGUAUGUCUUUGUUGUUAAUAUUUUUAAAGUCUCUAUUUUUUACUAUCAACUUAAAACAGUACCAAAUAAAAAUGAAUGUAAACGUUUGUUAGAAGGUACUUAAUGUGUUAUAGAUCUUGUCUUGAUUUAACAUGGUAUUGCUAUGAGUAAUUUGUUCACUUACCAUGUUCGUAAAAUAACUUAUUUAUAGAUGUAGUAAAAUAUUGUAACUAUUUAUUUUAGGUUCAUUUUGUAUUGUUUUAGAUUCUAUCAUGAUGAAUAAAUAGAAAAGUAGUGGAAUCAAUUCCAAUAAUUAAUUUUAGUACUUUUCUAUUUACAAAAAUGUUGUAUUGGGCUUCUUUUACGGACUUGUUACGAAACAUUAGCCCCUAUGUUAGUGUAAAUAAUCUGUAAUAAUUUAUUUAUUAAUUUUACUAAUUAAUACAAAGUCAGUGUCUUGUAUGAACAGUGUUCCAAGAAAUAAUAAAUACUGAUAUUAUUUUCUUAUAUUUAAGAAUAAACAUGAUUUAUAUUAGGUAAGAUAGUUUUUGGUCUGUAUAAAAUUGUUGACGCAUUUCAGAGAUUUAAAUCGAUUGGUAACAAAAAUAAGAUAAUAUUAAUGAUAAUGAUCUUUAAAUAUUUUUAGCAAAAUGUGAAUAUUCUUUAUUAUUUAAUAAUGUACAUUUAUACAUAGAUACAAAAUAAUGAUAGAAGAGUAUAUAAACAAACAUAAAUUGAUAAUAAAUGCAUUAAAAUGUUGUUGUGGUUUAUCCAAUUGUUAUUUUAUUUGAAAGUAACUUUUUCUGGAGAGUGAUUGAACACUCACUGAAGGCAAUUGGGCUGUGAUGUGUGUUAAUGUAUAUCAAUAACUAAAUUCUGUUAUUUUUAUGUUGUUUUGUUGGUCACAGAAUAUAGUGAAGAAAAUGUUACUGUAUAAUAUAUGUAAUGAAAUUCUAUUGAAUUUUUAUAUUCCGUUAUAUUUUACUAAUAAGAGGUAAUAUGAAUUCACAAGGAAAGAAAGAUGGUCAAUAAACAAGUCAUGUUGAAAUACAGUUAUUAAACUAAAUGUAAAAUUUAACUUUAUUUGUUGGAAAUUAUUUUUGAAUAGUAGUCAAGUAUUUAACAUUUAAUACUUUUACCCAAUUUAUUGUAUUAUUUACCCUGUUCAUUAAGUUUAAUAAUGUGAGAGCCAAGUGCGUUUUAAUAAAUCUUAAAUUAUACUUUGAGUAUUCAAAAACUUACAAAUGUUAUACGUGAGCAGGAACAUCACACUGUGGAUUGAUCAAAGAAAUUUUUAUUUUAAGGUACAAUUUUGAUACAUAUGUAUUCUUGAUACAAACAAACAUAGGCCAUUAAAUUCCAAAAGAUCAUAAAUAAUUUAAGUUAUUCCCGUUACAAUAAGCACAAUUUAUCUCAAACAUAUUCAAUUAUUAUUUCUUGUAAUCCUUACAACAAUUGUAAAACUAUAUUAUACAAAAUUAAUUCAAAUAAAAAAGAUGUAUUAAUUUUGUAUUUUAACACUGUAUUUAUUAUUUGGAUAUGAUGUCCUUUCAGAAAUAGAGAAAUUUAAAUAAUGUAUUAGACUAAUUUUAAAUACAACGAUAUAUUAAAUACAUUUGUAACUGAUAGCAACAUUAUAUAAAACUAAGAUAAACCCUAUUAUCUUCGAACAUAAAAUGUACUUACUACAAAAAUAAAUAGAAUUCUGAUAUUAAUUGAUGUCUUGCAGUUUAAGAGCAUUAAUUUAAUUGAAGAUAAAUUAAUGCUCUGUAUGUUAAUACCCAAACAAUAGCAUUGUGGUACAAAAUUUACUUUUACUGGAGUAUAUAUCACAUUGAAGUCUGCAUCUGCAUAUUCCUAAUGCCAGUACGUCCUUUAAAAGAUUAAAUAUUAAAACAGAACAUUAAAAUAAAAUGAUAAGACUAUACCAGGAAUAUUUAAAUAACAUAUUUAUAAAUAAAUUUCACAACCAUUUAGUUUAUUUAUUUAUUUAAAAUAAUUGUUUCUGCAAUAAUAUUUUUAUGUAUAUCAUUCAGUUUUGUAUAUUUUACAUUAGCUACGCACAUACCACUCCAGAUUGUACAGACUAUGUAAGAUGUGUUAUUUUUUUAUUUAUGAUGAUCAACUCCUACUUAAGCAGUGAUAAGAAAGUGAUAAAAUUUAUUUCUAUGACCUUUUAGAAUUCUAAAGUGCCCUGAAAUAUUCUUCAUAUCAAGCAAUUUUAAUGUUUUGUACUUAUGUUUUGCACAUAAUGUUUUUCAUAUAUAUUUUAAACAUUUAUAUAAUUUGUCUAUAUACUUCUUAAAAAUGUAUUUUUAAAAUCUUUUAUGAAAAACUCGUUACAAUUUUUUGUUUUUAAAUGAUACUUUUUGGGUCAUAACAAUUUAUUUAGGCCUACCACUUUUCUUAUCACUCUUUGUGUUUAAACCUUUGACUCAAAGGUAAGGCUCUCAAAAAUGUAUUUCUAUUUAUUUCCAUUCUCUACUGUAAGAAUGUGUCAAUUACUAUUCUCAAAACCAAACAAAUAUCCUUUUUAACUCUGAGACACUGACCAAAUCUUUGUAAAUCUUUUGUGAGACGUCUAGAAAACGUUUUUGGUCUUAUUAGUAAAAACAAUACAUUUUCAAAUUGAAUACAGACUACCUUGUUUUGGAAAUUUUUGUAGAAAAAAUCUGUGGGACUGACCGUACUAUAGUUGCGAGUUAUGUAGGCACAGUCGCAGUUGCGUAUUAGCUUAGUGGAGUAACAGUAAAGUACCGAGCCUUACCGUUGUCAGUGUCGCCACCCGUAUCUAUGUCAAGUGUUACUUACCAAAUCUAGUUGUAUAUAAUGUGUUAGAUCUAGUCUUGUUAGAGCAAGGUUACCUCAAACAUGCAAUAAAAUGUACUGUUCAAUGUA
This is a messenger RNA of Homalodisca vitripennis (glassy-winged sharpshooter), 9255 nucleotides long. It is a transcript of the gene ChT, whose product is annotated as high-affinity choline transporter 1. The transcript has 12 exons. Gene Ontology annotation, cellular component: plasma membrane. Gene Ontology annotation, molecular function: choline:sodium symporter activity. The record is from RefSeq and is a predicted model, not a curated record. Bases 553 to 2307 code for a protein of 584 amino acids. Gene Ontology annotation, biological process: transmembrane transport; choline transport; acetylcholine biosynthetic process. NCBI's taxonomy places the organism in Eukaryota, Metazoa, Arthropoda, Insecta, Hemiptera, Cicadellidae.